Letharia columbiana is the source of this 735-nucleotide messenger RNA. RefSeq lists its product as uncharacterized. The record is from RefSeq and is a predicted model, not a curated record. NCBI's taxonomy places the organism in Eukaryota, Fungi, Ascomycota, Lecanoromycetes, Lecanorales, Parmeliaceae. The coding region runs from base 1 to 735 and encodes 244 amino acids. The transcript has a single exon.
AUGCAAUCCGAGCACCACGAAACCCUCUUCUCCAUAUUUAGCAAAACACACCCGCCCGACUACCUCCCCGACGGCACAAUGACCGAACUAUCCUUCGCCAAGACAUUUCUCUCCUCACUCGACUCCCGCCCUCUCAAACUCGGACCAGAUUACACUGCAAACCCCAAAACCGUCGAGCUGAAUGGACCGUACACGCUGCCCAAGAUGCCUACGCCAUUCAAGCGGGCAACACAAUCGGGGCUGGUAGACGAGGCGGCGCAGAAGCCUAGUGUGCUCAACGUUACGCUGAAGAGCUCGAGGAAUCCGGUGCUGAGUCUAAGCCUGCCGAGCACCGAUUUGGGCACGACGGUGCUUGAUUUCAAGCAGAGGGUGGCUUCGGAUUUGAAGCUCGGAGGAACGGAGAAGAUACGCAUACUGUACAACAAGAAGCCAGCAGGGGAUGUGAAGACGCUGAAGGAGCUUAUCGGAGACGAGCCUCUACAAGCAGGUCAAGAACUAGAGCUAGGCGUCAUGGUUAUGGGAUACAAAGAAGCCGAUGUAGCGAAGACGGAGGAUUCGACUAUGAGAGAUGCAGAGGGAGAGACGUCAAUUGCGCAGGGACCGAGUGGAGAGGAGGUGCUCAGUGCGGAGGAGUUCUGGACAGACCUUAAGGGGUUCUUGGUGCAGAGGCUACGGGAUGAGGGGAAGGCUGGGGAGGUAUUUGAUAAGUUUAGGGGGAGUUGGGAGAAGAGGUAG